AUGGAGCCAGCUAUUAUACGACUGGCGCAGACGUACGUCGGCCAUGUUCGCCGGGUUGGCGUGUCCUUUUGCACACUUUACAUGGCGCUACGGCUAUCAUGUCUGAUAUGUGCACCUGAGACCAAUUACUGGAUGUGGGUGGUAUUGAUAUUCGAAGCCCUGUGGACUUACAAGUCCCUGAGCAUGGAAUUGCCUAGACGAACAGGGGAAACGUCAAAACAACUUCAUCUAACUAAGAACCAUGCAUUGCCUUCGGUAGAUAUUAUGCUGCCAUGCUGCGGUGAACCAAUCGAGAUUAUCCUCGAUACCAUACGUGCAGCGUGUGUCAUUGACUACCCCCAAACUGCAUUCCGGGUCCUCAUCUUAGAUGAUGGAAAUUCUCCGGAAGUACGACAGGCGGUAGAAGAGUUGCAACAUACCUGGCCAAACCUCCUCUACUACAGCAGAGGAACUAAACCAAGCCAGAAAGUUUUUGCAAAAGCAGGCAACCUGAACUUUGGCUUGUUUGAUGUGCAGGGAGGAAUGGUCAAGCCGCCUGAGUUUAUUGCCAUAUUCGAUUCAGACUUUCUGCCUGCUCCCAACUUUCUGCGAGCCACGCUUCCUCAUAUGUUGGGGGGUGAUAAUGUUGGAAUUAUGGACGAAAUGGGAUCAAGUCUAGCAACAACUUCGGGAUGUCUUAUGCGCCGCGAUUUAGCCGUCCAAGUGGGCGGAUUUCCAACGCUAAAUGAAGUGGAGGACAUGACUCUAUCGUUCAUUUUGCCAGCGUACGGGAAGCGCGUCGUAUAUCUCACUGAAAUGCUGCAACUGGGACGCGUGCCGUCCUCGUUGGAAGGUCAUGUCCGGCAGAGCCGACGAUGGCUCACUGGCUUGACAGAGAUGAUCGCUACUCCCUGGGCACCAUCCGCGGAGUCUAUCCCCACUUCAUUGAGAUACUCUAUGGCAUACUUUGGUAUUUAUUGGGUUUUGUCACCUCUAGGCCAGAGUAUCGGUUGUCCAAAUCCCAUUAUCCCUGGUAUCCUUUGGACUCAUUUUCCUAUACGAAUGGCUCAAGGCGGCAGCAAUGGGGUUCCGCUUGUCCGCAUUUUCUUGUUUUAG
This is a messenger RNA of Aspergillus tubingensis, 1095 nucleotides long. Its product is annotated as nucleotide-diphospho-sugar transferase. The transcript is spliced from 4 exons. The record is from RefSeq and is a predicted model, not a curated record. Bases 1 to 1095 code for a protein of 364 amino acids. NCBI's taxonomy places the organism in Eukaryota, Fungi, Ascomycota, Eurotiomycetes, Eurotiales, Aspergillaceae.